CUGUAUCUCUUAAAGAGAGUGAGCGAAGACUUUGCUCUUUAUUAGUAACUAUAUAAAUCUUUCUGUGAUUUAAUAAAUUGAAUUAUUUUUCCAGUUUUGCUCCGUUUUUCAACAUUUGUGAAUAAAUCAUGGAUUUAACAAAAGCCACUAUUAGCUCCAAAGAGGCUCCUAUCGAAACUGACCCAAAGAGAUUAAUUCCUUACCUAUGUAAUAAUUUCUAUCGCCUUGGCUGGGUCUCUGGUACCGGUGGAGGUAUGAGUAUCAAAAUAAGCAAUAAGAUUUACAUUGCUCCAUCAGGUGUUCAAAAGGAAAUGAUGCGACCAGAGGAUAUAUUUGUGAUUGACGCUGUAGGUGAAAUUAUCGAAAAGCCGCUAAACUGUAAUUUGUCAAUGAGUGAGUGUACACCAUUAUUUCUUAACGCUUAUCGAAUGCGAAAUGCUGGAGCCGUUAUACAUUCUCAUUCAAUCAACUCCAAUCUGGUUACUGUGAUAACACCUGGAACGGAGUUCAGAAUCACCAGACAAGAAAUGAUUAAAGGGAUAAGAAAAGGAUCCGCCUUAGUGUCUCAUAGAAACGAUGAAACCUUAAUCGUACCUAUAAUUGAAAAUACUUGCUAUGAGCGAGAGUUAACUGAAAAGAUGGCUGAUGCAAUUAGGAAAUAUCCUGAUACAAAUGCAGUUCUUGUUCGGAGACAUGGUGUCUAUGUUUGGGGCCCGUCUUGGCAAGGAGCGAAAACUAUGGCUGAAUGCUAUGAAUAUUUGUUUGAAAUCGCCGUAGAAAUGAGAAAGUUAAAUAUGCGUUAUGAUUAAAUGAUUUUAUCUCACUUCACCUUUUUAUGUCUUAAUCUGAUCCAGCAAUAGCGUAUACAAAUCACUAUGACCUAUGUCCUGUCAUCUAUGUGUACAUGUUUUUCAAUAAACGAAAAUUUUAUUUUAGGA
This is a messenger RNA of Tetranychus urticae (two-spotted spider mite), 938 nucleotides long. Its product is annotated as methylthioribulose-1-phosphate dehydratase. NCBI's taxonomy places the organism in Eukaryota, Metazoa, Arthropoda, Arachnida, Trombidiformes, Tetranychidae. The record is from RefSeq and is a predicted model, not a curated record. Gene Ontology annotation, molecular function: methylthioribulose 1-phosphate dehydratase activity; metal ion binding. Gene Ontology annotation, cellular component: cytoplasm.